Molecule: messenger RNA, 1173 nt
Organism: Aureobasidium vineae
Lineage: Eukaryota; Fungi; Ascomycota; Dothideomycetes; Dothideales; Saccotheciaceae
Source: the annotation of a GenBank genome assembly
ACCAUGUGGACCUCUCUUCUUGCUAUCGGACUUGCAUUCCUACAGGUUGCCAGCGCCUGUGAAUCAUACGGUAUCGACUUCAAAGAUAAACGAAACUAUUUCAUUAACAUCAAUUCAAACGAAUCGUUCACCGCCGUAUCAGAGUUCUAUGGCUGUUCGGAACCUGCUCGCGCCAUCUUGUACACUCCCAGCAACCAUUCAAUCUUCUGCUCGGAUGUUGCGACCACACCAGAUUAUACUGACGCCACUACUACUUGUCCAAUAUUGAAAAACCAGAUGUAUUCUGGUGACUGGACUCUCGUACUUCUGGACAACAAUGGGAAUGGUAGCAGUUUCAACGCCCAACGUAAAUUGCACCUCAGUGUUGGCGAGCAAUCCACCUCGGUCGUCAUCCCUACCAUAACUCUAAGUGUUACGCAAACCCCUACAUCCGUUGUGAAUGCUACAAUCACAGACGUUGAUUCAACAACCCUCCAGCCUGUUUCGGUGACCAGUCUCGCUAGCAACGCAAAGACACAGACAGUGACCUACUACCCGCCCCGAGAGACCAUCACCAAAUCGUCGACAGCAACGGUCAAGCGCACCUCCACACGCUUUACCUACACCGUUAAGACCUAUACCGAGACCAAACUUUGCGCAGUUGCAUUCGUAGCUUUGGCAGCUGAUCCCACGGCCGACCCCAAGCUCCUCUCCAUCGCCCAAGCCGCCAUUGCUUCUGCAACCCCCUCCGCCGCUCCUGCCCGUCGUGCCAGGAUCAGGCGUGAUAUCACUCAAGUUGUUCAAGUUGCCAAACGCAAUGUCGUCAAUCUCGCCAAGCGCGCUCCCGAUAGCGCUACUGUGACCUCAACAGAUACCAACACUGCCCACUGGAUCUCAGUGACGUCCAGCUUCACAGCUGCUCCUGUUACGCAAACAUCAUACAGUAAAUUCUGCNNUCAAAUCCCGAUCGAUGGACAUAUGAAAGCUGAUUUUAUUCUAGCUACUGUGGAGAGUACGACAACAAUUACUCCAGCACCCAUCACCAUUGUUGCAAAGCAGACCACGGUCACAAAGACUGCCAAAACAUCUACUCGCACAGUUACCAAACGAACAACGACAACGUCCAAGAUCACGAAGACGGUCACUGCCACUCUCAAGGUUACUACCUACAUGCCUGGAAAAGGUUGUUCUUAG